Messenger RNA from Microcebus murinus (gray mouse lemur), 1674 nucleotides. The record is from RefSeq and is a predicted model, not a curated record. NCBI's taxonomy places the organism in Eukaryota, Metazoa, Chordata, Mammalia, Primates, Cheirogaleidae.
UUCCUGCCUCCCGCUCCGGUCUCCCCGUUUCCCUCCUUUCCUGUCUCUGUAUGUCUUGGCCUUGGCACCCGCCCCCGACUUGGUCAGCCGGCCUCCCUUUCCCAGGCAGUCUCUGUCUCUGUCUCUCCUACUCAGUCUCCCUUAUCUCCCUGCCUCCCUUCCCUCUUCCGCAUUCCGGCUUCUCUGGUGUAGUCACUCCAGGUAUGCAUUUCCCGUUUGUUUCCUCUCCCUCCGACACGAUAACAAUCACCCAUCGUCCCGCCACCCCCAGGCUCCCUGGGGACAUGUACCUUCUCUCACCACCUAGGAAGUCUUGGAAAAGGGACCCGGGGAAUCCCCACGAAAUCCAGCCCCAAAAUGGUGUUUCAGCCCAGGUCCCGGCCAUGAGAGCCCCGCACCGCCACCUCUCCGCCGCCUCUGGCGCUUGGGCCCUGGCGAAGCUGCUGCCGGCGCUGCUGUUGGCGCAACUCUGCGACGCGGAGGCCGUGCUGCUCCCGGGAAACGACACCGGCUCGGACCCCGCAGCCUCCGGCGCCCCGUGCCCGCGCGGCUCGCAGCCCUGGCAGGUCUCCCUCUUCAACGGCCUCUCGUUCCACUGCGCGGGCGUCCUGGUGGACCAGGACUGGGUGCUUACGGCCGCGCACUGCUGGAACAACAGGCCACUGUGGGCUCGAGUUGGGGAUGACCACCUGCUGCUUCUCCAGGGCGAGCAGCUCCGCCGGGCGGUUCAGGCUGUUGUCCACCCCAAGUACCUCCAGGGCUCGGGCCCCCUCCUGCCAAGGCGGACUGACGAGCACGACCUCAUGCUGCUGAAGCUGGCCAGGUCCGCUGUGCUGGGGCCCGGCGUCCAGACCCUGCAGCUGCCCUACCGCUGUGCCCAGCCCGGAGACCAGUGCCAGGUGGCUGGCUGGGGCACCACGGCCACCCGGAGAGUGAAGUACAACAGGGGCCUGACCUGCUCCAGGGUCACUCUCCUGAGCCCUAAAGCAUGUGAGGUCUUCUACCCCGGCGUUGUCACCAACAACAUGAUAUGUGCGGGGCUGGACCAGGGCCAGGACCCUUGCCAGAGUGACUCGGGUGGCCCCCUGGUCUGUGACAAGACCCUCCAGGGCAUCCUCUCGUGGGGAGCUUACCCUUGCGGAUCUGCACAGCACCCGGCCGUCUACACCCAGAUCUGCAAAUACAGCGCCUGGAUCAAGAAAACCAUACGCUCCAGCUGAUCCAGGCGGCCAGAGAUCCCUUCACCGACUGUCCUCCCACCCUGCGGUGCCCGGACCUCUGCCGCCAUCACACCUGUUACCACCUCUCUUCCCCCGCGUCCCCCCCCCUUCCCAUUCUCUGGCCCACACUGAAGCCAAGGUGCAGCACGUGGUGACACAGUUUCAUUCAAGAGAAGCGAGGAAGCCGGUGGUCACCCCGUCUCUGAGAGAUGUUAUCGGAGCCACUCAACCUGGCUUCCUCUACCGCUCCCUGCUGUGUGACCUUGGGCAAGCCAAGUACCCUCUUUGUGCCUCAGUUUCCUCACCUGCAAAGUGGGGACAAUGAAGUGCCUACCUCUUAGACGUGUUGUGAGGCUGUGGUAUAACGUGUGUGUGUGUAAAUCUUUACGGUAAUUAUCAUGUAAGCCUUAACAGUGGGUGGUGAGCUCUGAAUAAAUGUUACCUGUUGUCAUGA